AAAGUAUAAAUACAGACCGAUUUUCGGCGAAAUCAAUCAGUCCGGGUAGCGGACUUCGAACACGGAGAAUAAAUCUGACUUAAGAGUCGGUGUGGAUCGAGCUGAAAAUUGCUGAAUUGAACAAAAAUUGUGAAAAUGUUAAGAGUUUAAGAGCUGGUUUUGUCUAGUUAAUAAAUGAGGCAUAAUUAUUGACGUUUACCUUUUGUUUUUAUUUGAUUUGUUUGAUACUUUGUGACGCCAUUUUGGAUUUCACAAUAACGUGAAACCUAACAAUAAUGGCUUACACUGGAGAUUCAAAUGCACCAUUGCGUGAAGUCAAGAAAGUGCAGUUUGGUAUCCUUGGUCCAGAUGAACUCAGACGUAUGUCUGUGGUUGAGGGAGGUUUGCGAUACUCGGAAACCAUGGAGGGAGGACGGCCAAAACUCGGAGGGUUGAUGGACCCUCGACAGGGUGUCAUAGACAGAACAGCAAGAUGUCAGACAUGUGCUGGAAACAUGUCCGAGUGUCCGGGUCACUUUGCACAUAUAGAAUUGGCAAAGCCAGUUUUUCAUAUAGGAUUCCUCACAAAGUCAAUCAAAGUGCUACGAUGUGUGUGUUUCUACUGCUCAAAACUACUUGUUGACCCUACAUCCCCAAAAGUGAAAGAUGUGAUGGCAAGGUCAAAAGGAUAUCCAGCUAAGAGAUUGGCUCAUGUUUAUGACCUUUGUAAAGGUCGCAAGCUGUGUGAAGGUGGAGACGAGAUGGACACGAAACUAGAAAAAGACGCAGCAGAGGGUGGUGAACCGAAAAAGGGACAUGGAGGUUGUGGAAGAUAUCAACCAAACAUAAGAAGAAUGGGUCUAGAACUGACUUGUGAAUGGAAGAAAAUUAAUGAAGAAGGCCAGGAGAGGAAGAUACUUCUAACGGCAGAAAGAGUUCAUGAAAUUUUCAAGAGAAUUUCAGAUGAAGAGGCAGUUAUGUUAGGAAUGGACCCAAAGUUUGCGCGACCUGAUUGGCUGAUAUGUACUGUGAUGCCGGUACCCCCUCUGUGUGUAAGACCAGCCGUUGUCAUGUUUGGCUCAGCUAGGAACCAGGAUGAUUUAACUCACAAGUUAUCAGACAUUAUAAAGGCUAACAAUCAGUUAAAACGUAAUGAACAGAAUGGAGCGGCUGCACAUAUCAUAGCUGAGGAUACAAAAAUGUUACAGUUCCACGUGGCAACACUCACUGAUAAUGAGUUGCCUGGUCUGCCGAGGGCAGUGCAAAAGUCUGGGCGUCCCCUCAAAUCAAUCAAACAGAGGUUGAAGGGUAAGGAAGGGCGAGUUCGUGGAAACUUGAUGGGUAAACGUGUAGAUUUUUCUGCCAGAACCGUCAUCACACCAGAUCCCAAUCUGCGUAUUGAUCAGGUCGGAGUCCCACGAACAAUUGCACAGAAUAUGACAUUCCCGGAGAUUGUCACCCCCUUUAACAUUGACAGAUUACAUGAGUUAGUAAGAAGGGGAGCUAACCAGUAUCCAGGAGCUAAAUAUAUUGUUCGAGACAAUGGAGAAAGAAUUGAUCUUAGAUUUCAUCCAAAGUCAAGUGAUCUACAUCUACAAAUUGGAUACAAGGUAGAGCGACACAUGCAGGAUGGUGAUUUUAUUGUGUUUAACAGACAGCCAACACUUCACAAGAUGAGUAUGAUGUGUCAUCAGGUGAAAAUCUUACCUUGGUCAACAUUCAGGAUGAACCUCAGUGUCACAACACCAUACAAUGCUGAUUUUGAUGGUGACGAGAUGAAUCUCCAUUUGGCGCAGUCUUUGGAGACUCGGGCAGAGAUCUCACAAUUAGCUACUGUACCUCGUAUGAUUAUCACCCCACAGUCAAACAGACCAGUCAUGGGUAUUGUACAGGACACGCUUACAGCCGUCAGAAAAAUGACAAAAAGAGACGUGUUUCUUGACAGGGGUCAGAUGAUGAACCUUCUGAUGUUUCUGCCAAGCUGGGAUGGUCACAUGCCCCAGCCAGCAAUCCUGAAGCCUAAGCCACUAUGGACAGGCAAGCAGAUUUUCUCCCUGAUCAUUCCUGGUCGUGUAAACUUGAUCAGAACUCACAGCACACAUCCAGACGAGGAAGAUAAAGGUCCGUACAAGUGGAUCUCACCUGGUGAUACUAAGGUGUUGAUAGAAGAUGGUGAGCUUAUAUCAGGAAUAUUGUGUAAGAAGUCUCUGGGAACAUCAUCUGGUGCUUUGGCUCAUGUCGUCUUCCUGGAGAUGGGAUAUGAACCUGCAGGUUUCCUGUAUGGUAAUAUUCAGACAGUUAUAAACAACUGGUUGUUGAUUGAGGGACACAGUAUAGGUAUAGGAGAUACUAUUGCUGACCCUCAGACAUAUAUAGAUAUCCAGGAUACCAUCAAAAAAGCUAAGCAAGACGUGUACGAAGUGACGGAAAAAGCUCACAUGGACUUGAUGGAGCCGACACCAGGUAAUACACUGAGACAGACGUUUGAGAAUCAGGUGAACAGAAUUUUGAACGAUGCCAGAGACAAGACUGGUAGUAAAGCCCAGAAAUCUCUCUCCGAUUUCAACAAUUUCAAAGCUAUGGUGGUGGCAGGCUCUAAAGGUUCCAAGAUUAAUAUUUCUCAGGUUAUUGCCUGUGUAGGACAACAGAACGUGGAAGGCAAACGUAUUCCAUUUGGUUUCCGGCACAGAACAUUGCCACAUUUCAUCAAGGAUGAUUACGGUCCCGAGUCAAGAGGUUUCGUGGAGAACUCGUACCUGGCCGGUCUGACACCGUCAGAGUUUUAUUUUCACGCUAUGGGAGGUAGAGAAGGUCUUAUUGAUACAGCUGUCAAAACAGCUGAAACUGGAUAUAUUCAGCGUCGUUUGAUCAAAGCUAUGGAGAGUGUUAUGGUGAAGUAUGAUGGAACAAUUAGAAACCAGGUAGAACAGCUUGUACAGUUGAGGUACGGUGAGGACGGUCUAGAGGCAACAAGGGUCGAGUUCCAGUCCAUGCCAACCCUCAAACCAUCCAACAGGGCCUUCGAAAAGAACUUCAAGUUUGACCCAACUAAUGAAAGACAAUUAAAGAAGAGUUUGACAGAAGAGGUAGUCAGGGAAUUACUGGCUGACGCUCACGCCCAGGCCGAGAUAGAGCAAGAAUGGGAACAAUUGAAGGAAGAUCGGGAUUCCCUGCGGCAGAUUUUCCCGUCGGGAGACAGCAAGAUUGUACUGCCGUGUAAUUUACAGAGAAUGAUCUGGAAUGCUCAUAAAAUCUUCAAGAUUGAUAAAAGGAAAACAUGUGAGAUUCAUCCUCUCAAAAUCAUUGAAGAUGUGAAGUAUUUAUGUAAAAGACUAACUGUGGUGCCAGGUGAGGACAGACUUAGUGUACAGGCCAAUGAGAACGCUACAAUUCUUAUGAAGGUUCUCAUCCGAUCAACUUUCUGCUCUAAACGUGUCAUAGAAGAAUUCAGGCUGUCUAACGAGGCAUUUGAUUGGCUGAUUGGAGAAAUUGAGACCAAGUUCCAACAUGC
Messenger RNA from Ruditapes philippinarum (Manila clam), 3490 nucleotides. Its product is annotated as DNA-directed RNA polymerase II subunit RPB1-like. Gene Ontology annotation, biological process: transcription by RNA polymerase II. The record is from RefSeq and is a predicted model, not a curated record. Gene Ontology annotation, molecular function: DNA binding. Gene Ontology annotation, cellular component: RNA polymerase II, core complex. Lineage: Eukaryota; Metazoa; Mollusca; Bivalvia; Venerida; Veneridae.